GAAGCACGUGAAAAGUAAUAAAAGGACAGAAAUAAAGGAAUACACUAGGGAUUGCUUAGAAUUAUGAUCCUUACCAAAAGGGAUGAAUGUUCACGUUUAACUGAACUUCUUGAGGAAAAGAGUAAAUCUUUGGAAUUGAUUAUGUCCAAGCAUCAGGAGCUUAAGGCACAACGUGAAGCUGUUACUCGGAGGGCAGAAACUAAAAUAUUGGUUGACCGAUGGUGGCUGCAGAAGAUGCAGGAUGCUGAGCGCCUUAACGAGUCUAAUGCUCUCUAUGAAAAUAUGCUUGAUAAGUUCAAGAUCGCCAGUAUAAAGAAACUUCCUCGUCCACAAGUGGACGGUGUGGUCCCCCAAAGUGAAGAUGCUGCAGAAGCUUACUUUGAGUCUUCCAUUCCUAGUACAUGCUGGCAAAGGAUCCCCGCCCAUGAUGGUGGAUGUACCUCGAUUCUUUUUGAUUAUAAGUCCAGUAAAUUGAUAAGCGGUGGGCAGGAUCGGGAAGUUAAAAUUUGGGAUACUAGAAGUGGAACAUUAAGUAACAUUCUUUAUGGUUGUCAGGGUUCGGUCCUUGAUCUUUCCAUUACACAUGAUAACAUCAUAGCAGCAAGUAGUUCAAAUGCCUUGUAUGUGUGGAAUGCAAAUUCAGGCAGGAUAGACCAUAUUCUUAAUGGGCACAGCAACAAGGUUUGUGCAGUUGAUGUGAGCAGACCUUCAAGUCGCUAUGUGGUGAGUGCUGCAUAUGAUCGCACAAUAAAAGUUUGGGAUCUGCAGACGGGUUACUGUAACAACACUAUCAUAUUUCACAGUAACUGUAACAGCCUUUCGUUAAGCACGGAUGGACUGACUCUCUGUUCCGGUCAUGUUAAUGGUAAUCUUAGAUUAUGGGAUGUUAAAACAGGCAAGCUUCUGAGUGAAGUUGCUGCACAUUCAAAGGCUGUUACAUCAGUUUCACUCUCUCGGAAUGGAAACAUGAUAUUAACCAGUGGGAGAGACAACUUGCACAAUCUAUUCGAUAUACGCACCCUUGAAAUUUGUAGCACUUUCAAAUCAAAUGCAAAUCGAGUUGGAUCUGAUUGGAGCCGAUCCUGUAUUAGUGCUGAUGACGGUUAUGUUACUGCAGGUUCUGUUGAUGGAUCUGUUCAUAUUUGGUCAAUAUCAAACGGUAAAAUGGUAAGAACAUUGAAAGAACACACAUCCUCUGUACUUAGUUGUUCAUGGGGUGGUUUUGGUGAUCCUUUGGCCACCUCAGAUAAGAGUGGAACCAUAUGUAUUUGGUCAUGAUAUCAGUUCAAAGAUUGCUCAGUAAUUGAGAUUUCAGUGAGGAUCACGAGUGUCAUUGUUGAUUUUAGUUUUCUUAAAGCACAAAGUUGGUCAUCAUAGUGAUUGUGAAGCCAUAAAUGAGCAUCGUCCAUAUAUAAACGUCAUGCCAAAAGGGGCUGACAUUGUAAUAUUAAGCUUUUAAGCUGAUUUUUUUAGA
Molecule: messenger RNA, 1474 nt
Organism: Solanum verrucosum
Lineage: Eukaryota; Viridiplantae; Streptophyta; Magnoliopsida; Solanales; Solanaceae
Product: autophagy-related protein 16-like
Exons: 3
Coding region: 64-1278 (404 amino acids)
Biological process (GO): autophagosome assembly
Cellular component (GO): autophagosome membrane
Molecular function (GO): protein binding
Source: RefSeq, a predicted model, not a curated record